AUGGCAGAGCUGCAGCAGCUCCGCGUGCAGGAGGCAGGGGACUCCCUGGUGAAGAGCCUGGAGAGGGAGAACAUCCGGAAGAUGCAGGGUGCCAUGUUCCGAUGCAGCGCCAGCUGCUGUGAGGACAGCCUGGCCUCCGUGCAGCAAGUGCCCCAGUGCAUUGAGCGCUGCCACACGCCGCUGGCGCAAGCCCAGGCCCCGGUGACCAGCAAACUGGAGAGGUUCCAGGACCGCCUGGCCCGGUGUGGCAUGCACUGCAACGACAAAGCCCAAGACCCAGUGGCUGCCGGGAGUAAAGAGCUGCAGGUGAAGCAGCAGCCGGAGAGCUGUGUGACCAAAUGUGUGGAUGCCCACAUGCACCUCAUCCCGCCCGUGACCAAGAAGACGAAGGAGUCUCUCUCUUCCAUCGCAAGAUAA
Echinops telfairi (small Madagascar hedgehog) is the source of this 417-nucleotide messenger RNA. RefSeq names its product protein FAM136A-like. Lineage: Eukaryota; Metazoa; Chordata; Mammalia; Afrosoricida; Tenrecidae. The coding region runs from base 1 to 417 and encodes 138 amino acids. The transcript has a single exon. The record is from RefSeq and is a predicted model, not a curated record. Gene Ontology annotation, cellular component: cytoplasm.